UGUCUUACAUGGAAAUAUCUUACUCAAGCGUAUUGCCGCUGUUAAUGCUGUUGGCAUUGCGGUGGAUUGUGAUGCACUUAGCUGCAUGUGCGAUACAUUACUCUCCCGGUAUUUUCAAAUUUCCGAUAAGUUUUGUGAGAAUUGUGACUCGCCGAUACUGCAGCUCUGUUGCAGAGAUGUCGAUUGACAGGAAGAGUACAGCCAAGGUUGAUUACUUGAAGGAGAUAGAGAAGCAGAUCCAAAAAAGAUGGGCUGAGAAUAAAACCUUUGAAGUGGACUCUCUUCCUCCCGGAUCACCGGAUCCAAAGAAGGAAAAGUUCUUUUGCACAUUUCCAUAUCCUUAUAUGAAUGGAAGACUUCAUCUUGGACACACAUUUACUAUUUCAAAGGCUGAGUUUGCUACUGGUUAUGAACGACUGAAAGGCAAGAGAUGUCUUUUUCCAUUUGGACUGCACUGUACAGGCAUGCCAAUCAAGGCCUGUGCAGACAAACUGAAGCGGGAAAUGGCUGAUUUUGGAUUUCCUCCAAAGUUUCCUGAGAAAGUUGAAAAAGAGGAAUCAAAACAGAUGAAAAGCAAAAUUGCAGCCAAGACAGGUGGUUUGGAGUAUCAGUGGCAAAUUAUGCAGUCAAUUGGAUUAAGUGAUGAGGAAAUAAGAAAGUUUGCUGAGGCUGAUUACUGGUUACAUUAUUUUCCACCAUUGGCAAAAUCUGAUCUACAAAGUAUGGGACUGAAGGUAGACUGGAGACGGUCAUUUAUCACCACACAUGUCAAUCCAUACUAUGACUCCUUUGUAAGGUGGCACUUCUGGACUCUUAAAGAUGGUGGAAAUAUCAAGUUUGGCAAAAGAUACACAAUAUUUUCCCCUAAGGAUGGCCAGCCCUGUAUGGAUCAUGACCGGCAGACAGGAGAGGGAGUAGCACCUCAGGAAUACACUGGAAUCAAAAUGAAGAUUUGUGAACCAUUCAAAGGGAAACUGAGUGCAUUGUCUGGAAAGAAUGUAUUUCUAUUGGCUGCUACACUGAGACCAGAAACCAUGUAUGGACAAACAAACUGUUGGGUUCAGCCAGACAUCAAGUACAUUGCCUUUGAGACAAACAUCGAAAAUGAGAUCUAUAUCAGCACUCGACGAGGAGCAAGGAACAUGUCCUAUCAAGGUUUCACCCCAAAGGAGGGAGUUGUUAAUAUUCUGCUAGAACUGACUGGACAGGACAUAAUGGGAAUUCCUCUGGAUGCUCCGCUGACACAUCACAAAGUGGUUUACACUCUUCCCAUGUUGACUAUCAAAGAAGACAAAGGUACCGGUAUUGUGACGUCAGUUCCCUCAGAUGCUCCAGAUGAUUAGGCUGCCUUGAGAGAUGUUAAGAACAAGCAGGCAUUCAGACAGAAAUAUGGUAUUACGGAUGAGAUGGUUCUACCAUAUGAACCUAUUCCCAUCAUCCGGGUUCCUGGCUAUGGGGACCUCUGUGCGGUUAAGGCCUGUGACGACCUCAAGAUAAAGAGCCAGAAUGAUAAGGAUCUCCUGGUGGAAGCAAAAGAACUCACUUACAAGAAGGCCUUUUAUGAGGGAACAAUCAUUGUUGGGGAAUAUGCCGGCCAUAAGGUUCAAGACGUGAAGAAACUUGUGCAGAAGAAAAUGUUAGACAGCGGUGAAGCACGGAUCUACAUGGAGCCAGAGAGGAAGGUCAUUUCGCGGUCAGCGGAUGAGUGCGUUGUUGCUCUUUGCGACCAGUGGUUCCUGGAUUAUGGCGAUGAAUCCUGGAAAAAUACUGCGAGGGAAUCCCUGAAAACUUUGAACACAUAUGCUGAGGAAACCAGGCGCAACUUUGAAGCCACCCUAGAUUGGAUUCAGGAACAUGCGUGUUCAUGGUCUUAUGGUCUCGGUACUCGUUUACCUUGGGACGAGCAGUAUCUGAUUGAGUCGCUGUCUGAUUCCACCAUUUACAAUGCUUACUACACGGUCGCGCAUCUGUUACAAGAGGGCUCCUUUGACGGUUCUGCCGGCGGGCCCCUAGGAAUAAGGGCGGAACAGAUCACCAGAGAGGUGUGGGAUUAUGUCUUUUUUAAAGAUGCACCUUUUCCUAAAACAGACAUAUCAAUGGAUAAAUUGAA
Molecule: messenger RNA, 2110 nt
Organism: Stylophora pistillata
Lineage: Eukaryota; Metazoa; Cnidaria; Anthozoa; Scleractinia; Pocilloporidae
Product: leucine--tRNA ligase, cytoplasmic-like
Biological process (GO): leucyl-tRNA aminoacylation
Molecular function (GO): aminoacyl-tRNA deacylase activity; ATP binding; leucine-tRNA ligase activity
Source: RefSeq, a predicted model, not a curated record